Messenger RNA from Danio aesculapii, 2268 nucleotides. It is a transcript of the gene wnt6a, whose product is annotated as wingless-type MMTV integration site family, member 6a. Gene Ontology annotation, cellular component: extracellular region. NCBI's taxonomy places the organism in Eukaryota, Metazoa, Chordata, Actinopteri, Cypriniformes, Danionidae. The record is from RefSeq and is a predicted model, not a curated record. The coding region runs from base 362 to 1444 and encodes 360 amino acids. Gene Ontology annotation, molecular function: frizzled binding; cytokine activity. The transcript is spliced from 4 exons. Gene Ontology annotation, biological process: neuron differentiation; multicellular organism development; cell fate commitment.
GUGCCAAUAGAUGUUAAUAAGAUACGAUAGACGCGCUGUUCAGAAGUGAGUUGCGCGGGUUCACUCUGUAAACACACUUGAUGUUUUAUCUCAUCACAAGUUAACAGUUUUGUUGUUGUUGUUGUUGUUGUUUGGAUUGGGCCAGGCUAACAGCAGAGAUGGUUCUGUCUUCGCGCCUCAACCUUUUUUUUUUGCUGAAGGAUGGUAAAUAAUUUUUAAUGGCGCGACAGUGCAUUUUAGACGUUUUCAUACUAUACUGUACUCUAUUUUUGGUGAUAAGAUGCUAGUUCAAGGAUUUCCUGACAAACUAAGGACAUAUCGAUGGGACAAUUUCAAGAUUUGAGCCGUAAGUGGAUAUAGGAUGCUCUCAAAGCAAAAGCACGUCACCUGGUUCCAUGUUAUCCUCUUUACGACUCUCAUACCGCUGCAAAGAAGGGUGAAUGGGAACCCUUUAGUAAUGGAUCCCAAUAGCAUCUGCCGUAAAACUAGGAUGUUGGCAGGCAGACAUGCUGACCUGUGCCAGUCUCAGCCUGAGAUAAUUCAAGAAGUGGCAAAAGGUGCCCGGCUGGGCAUACGAGAAUGCCAACAUCAGUUCCACAACCAUCGUUGGAACUGCACCAGUCAGGGCAGAAACCUGGCCAAGAUCCUGCAACAAGAUAUCCAAGAAACUGCAUUUGUGUAUGCCAUCACAGCUGCUGGGGUGAUGCAUGCGGUGACACAGGCCUGCAGCCAGGGAGCGCUGCCUCAGUGUGGCUGUGUGACCCGUCAGAGCUCCUCAGAAACUUACAGCGUCUCCCCAGCAGAGGAAGUGCUCAUCCAGGCCUCAUCUCUCCAUGAUUGGCACUGGGAAUGGGGCGGCUGUGGAGACGAUGUAGACUUUGGUUAUGAAAAGUCUCGUCAGUUCAUGGACACCCGGCAGCGAAAAGGCAAGAGCGACAUCAGGAGCCUUAUUGACCUGCACAACAACGAAGCAGGAAGAGUGGUCAUCCAGAUACAGAUGAGGACUGAGUGUAAAUGCCACGGUCUUUCUGGGUCCUGCACUCUCCGCAGCUGCUGGAAGAAGAUGCCGCUCUUCCGUCAGGUUGGUGAUCAGCUCAUGCAGAGCUUCCACACGGCCGUCCGCGUGAUGGGUGGCAAUGAUGGGAAAUCGCUGGUGUCCAUCGAUCCGGAUGCUCCCCCCCUUGAUGCCAAUGUCCUGAUCUAUUCAGCAGAGUCACCUGACUUCUGCAAAGCCAAUCACAGAAGCGGCACAGAGGGCACAUGGGGUCGUGUGUGUAACAGGACAGAGACUGGGCCAGGCGGCUGUGAUAGUCUGUGCUGUGGGAACGGGUUUGCGGAUUUUACAGUGGAAGAGGAAGAAAACUGUGAGUGUCGCUUUCACUGGUGCUGCGAGGUUCGGUGCCAGACAUGCUCUCAGAGAAAGAAUGUCAGCCUCUGCUUGUAAAGGAGUGUAGUAGUUGUAAGAGGACAGUUGAUUUAUGUUGUAUGGCAGGCUCAUUCUGAAACCAUACCGCUAUAUACAUUUCUGAAGAUCACGAAAUACGUCAAAGGAGGUAAGGUUUUUUGCAGCUUUUGUUUUCGUGAAUCCACCAGAGGCCGCUGUGUAUGCUUUUUCUGAUCUCAAAUUUCUCUUGCGAGUGCCAUUCAUACCUGCUGUUCUCACGUAAAUCCACAAGAGGCCGCUGUUGACUAACUGACUGACUGACCAAUCGACUGACCCACCCUCCUCCCUCCCUAAACCCAACCAAUAGUGUUUCAAAAGCACUGAUUGACCUGCCCACCCACUUCACUAAACCCAACUCACAGUUUUAAAAAGCAAUCCAGAAAAAGAAAAGCCCUCGCCUGAUUUUUACCACGUUUUCAGAUUUUACCAUAUUCUCACCCUGUUAUUUACUUGUUUAUUUUAUUUUUAGAUUCUGUUUUUGUCUUACAUUCUUUCUGGAACCGUUCUUCACUGGACUCAAACGUGGACAGCUCCUCUCUGCGUCUCAAGUCCGCCGACGUACAUGGCGAACUAACUGGACAAACUGGUAAUAGCGGGAAAACCAUUUAUACGGAGGUAAGCGGUCAGCUGGUAAACGAGAAAAGGAACAGCAUAAUACCACCCUAUAGCGUUCAUUUUAAAGACGAAAUGCAGCCAUACGUACUUCUGGCUACAUAAUUUGCAAUUUCCAGAAAUGUAUAGAGGGGGACGUUUUCAGAAUGAGCCUAUGUUGUUGUUUUUCUUGAUGGACCACUUUUGAGCAGUCUCUGUAAGUCAGGUGGGCA